AUGAACGAAGUGAAGAGCGAUCAAGUCGCCUCGCAGGAAGUGUAUCUCCCUCAUCAUCCUGUCAUUCGCGACAGUAGCGUCACGACAAGAUUGCGAGUCGUAUUCAACGCGUCGAAUCUGACGACCAAUUCAACGUCGUUGAAUAAUCACUUGCUCACCGGGCCAAAGUUACAAGCGGACUUAUCGGCGGUCAUUCUGCGCUGGCGACAGUUCCGCUACGUUUACGCCGCCGAUAUAACGAAAAUGUAUCGCCAAAUAGUUAUGGACCCGCGUGACAUCGAUUACCAGCGAAUUAUGUGGAGCGGCGCUCCUUCAGAACCCGCUCGAGCUUAUCAGCUCACUACUGUAACAUACGGCACAGCCUGUGCGCCAUUUUUAGCGCUACGCGUCAUUCGUCAGCUCGCUCAAGAUGAGAGUAGUUCUUUCCCACUCGCUGCUAUUGUGCUGCAGCAAAAUACUUAUGUCGAUGACGUUCUCUUCGGGGCGGACGACAUACCUCUCCUUCGUCAAGUUCGCGAGCAGGUAUGCGCGUUGCUUCGUCGAGGCCGAUUCGAGCUGAGAAAAUGGGCGAGCAACUCUUCUCAACUCCUCAGCGAUAUCGCUAGCGCAGAUCACGGCCUCGUUUGCGAUAAGAUGCUUCAAACAGAUGACCAUCUUAAAAUUCUCGGCAUCAGGUGGAAUCCGUCCUCUGACGCCUUUCAAUUUAACGUCACGCUUCCGCAUUCCGAGCAGACUACCAAACGGUCGAUUCUUUCAACUAUCGCGAGAUUGUUCGAUCCGUUGAAGUGGAGUACUCCGGUUACUGUUGUCGCGAAGAUUUUCCUUCAGAAACUCUGGCUGCUCAAAAUCGGAUGGGACGACGUGCUUUCCGCUGACAUUCUCGAUCGCUGGGACACCAUUCGCUCAUCCCUCGCCGCUCUGCACGGUCUUCAAUUAAAUCGCUGGAUCCAACGCGGUGCAGAUAGCGUUAGAUGCGACUUACACGGUUUCGCAGACGCAUCUUCGCACGCUUACGCUGCCGCCGUGUAUAUUCGAAUAGUUUCGUUAUCCGGUGAAAUAACAGUACGAUUGUUAAUCGGAAAAUCAAAAGUUGCGCCGAUAAAAACAUUAAGUAUUCCACAGCUGGAACUCGCCGCUGCCGUGUUACUCGCGAAACUAAUCGAUUUUGUCAGAUCAUCCCUGCAUCUCCCUGCAGAUUCUUGCCACUGUUGGACCGAUUCCACGGUAGUUCUCGCGUGGGUGGCGCAACAUCCAUCAAAGUGGAAGACGUUCGUCGCGAAUCGCGUCUCUGAAUAUGGUACAAUCUAG
This is a messenger RNA of Nylanderia fulva, 1308 nucleotides long. RefSeq lists its product as uncharacterized. The record is from RefSeq and is a predicted model, not a curated record. Lineage: Eukaryota; Metazoa; Arthropoda; Insecta; Hymenoptera; Formicidae.